Molecule: messenger RNA, 1006 nt
Organism: Vicia villosa (hairy vetch)
Lineage: Eukaryota; Viridiplantae; Streptophyta; Magnoliopsida; Fabales; Fabaceae
Exons: 5
Coding region: 58-708 (216 amino acids)
Source: RefSeq, a predicted model, not a curated record
AAAUUGCUAAAAACUCCAAUAUUAGGGUUUAUCACAAGAGUGAAAGAGAAAGAGAGAAUGGGAGGCAAGGGACGAAAAAGGAGAGAGAAGAACUACAAGGCUGCUCACGGUGGCGCCACCGCCCUCCCUCCACCGCCUAAAUCCUCUCAACUCGACGCUCUCCCCUUCAAACUUCGCCAAAUCAUCUCUUUCUCUAAAAACCAAAACGAUUCUAAUGGCUUAUCAAAGAAAUUAGAUAGUGGAGAGGCUCAAAAGGUGGAUGCUAAGGUUGAUACUAGUGCAACAUUGAAGGCACCUCAACAUUGUGAUGAAGAGGUUAAUGCAAUUGAUGAUAUUGAUGAUAAGAGUAAGAAAAAAAGAAAGAGGAAGGAGGUUAAAGAUCUCAGGUUUGCAAUGGACGAGGAUAAAACGAGAGCCCAGUUAAAGAAAAAGGAGCGUAAAAAGAAGUAUGAAGCGAAAAAGAAGAAGCACAAAAAGGUUGAAGAAGAUGAACUUUUGGGCUUUCCUGGUAAAGAAAAAAUUAAAUUUGGAGAUAUUGUACAAGCCCCACCAAAGUUAUCUUUCAUUCCAAAAGGAGUCAAGGUUUCACAGGAUGCUUCUCAUGAGAGACUUAGACUCCGAGCUAUAGAGGAUUACAGGAGUCGCAAAGCAUGGACAUCAAGACCAGGAAAUCACUGCCCACCUCCGGUGACUACACCCGAGCCUUAAAUUGUUUGCACCAUGUUUGUAAGGAUACUCUGCUUAACCAAGGGAGUCUUGUGAACAAAUAAGAGAAAUUCAACACGGCUCUUUGAUAUUCAGAAGUAACUUAGGUUCUUUAUAGAAAGUAUGACCAAAUACCAUACUUGCACUUCUGCUGAAGUCAUUAGUUACAUUCAGUUUGAUCCAUGAAAAGGUGAUAUCUGAGUUACUAGAUUGGUUAACUUUUGUUUAAGCAUAGAUAAAAAUAUUGACUCAAAAUGACCUGCUAUUUGUAUUUUUGUGUCUUAAGUAUUUCAUUAAUUUA